Messenger RNA from Nicotiana tabacum (common tobacco), 955 nucleotides. RefSeq lists its product as uncharacterized. Lineage: Eukaryota; Viridiplantae; Streptophyta; Magnoliopsida; Solanales; Solanaceae. The record is from RefSeq and is a predicted model, not a curated record. Gene Ontology annotation, molecular function: zinc ion binding.
AGCCUUGUACACAUUUAUAUUUUUGUAACAUCAUAUUUUAACUCCAGAGACUUAGGAUUGACUCCAAAAUUCAGAUAGCAAAAUUAAAAAUCUUUUCUUUCUUUUGUGUAUAUUUUAUAUGUGUGAUAUAGCAGUGAAGUGUUUCUGCAGAUAAAGAGAGCAAUGAAGAAAUGUGAGUUAUGCAAUAGUAUAGCAAGAGUUUACUGUGAAUCAGAUCAAGCCAGUCUUUGUUGGGAUUGUGAUGCCAGAGUUCACGCAGCUAAUUUCCUUGUGGCUAAGCAUUCAAGAAAUCUUCUCUGCAAUUCUUGCCAAUCACUUACCCCAUGGACUGGCUCUGGCUCUAAACUUGGUCCUACUGUUUCUGUUUGCCAGACAUGUUUUCACAAAAAUAAUGAUGGGGCAGAUCAUGAUCUUGAUCAUAAUGAUACAGAUGAAGAAGAAGAUGAUGAUGAAGAUGAUGACGGAAGCAGUGACGAAGAUGAUGGUGAUAAUCAAGUGGUUCCUUUGUCUUUUUCAACUACUGAUCAGCCUCGUCCUCCGUCAUUGGCGUCAAGUUCUUCUUCAAGUAGUGAAGAGUCUACUAGCAGAUUUUAUAGGAGAAGAGUAGUUGGUGUCUCCAAUUCAAGUAUUGGGUUUUCACCAAACAGAACAGAUGAAAAUGUUCGAUCCCAUUUUCGUGGAAUUUCAAGACCUGAAGAGAAGGUAAAGAAGAGUUCAUGGACAUGGAGAUAAAGUAGGGAAAUUUUCAGAUCAAAAGCUUCUCUGUUAUAUGAUAGAUGAAGGGAAAGAAUAUUGGCAGUGAUAGAUCGUUGGUAUGAAUAAAUCUUGAAGAGUUGUAAAUGACACAUAUAAGGUAGCUAGUUUUUUAUGUUUCCAUCUGCUGUUGACAUCAAUCCUGGAGUUCUUACUUGGAAAUUUAUAAUAAUUGAUUAUUUCUUACUUGGAAGUUUGCUAA